AUGGCGCUGAGAAACUUCGGGAAGAUGUUCCUAGAAUUUCUUCUGGAAAAUCCGAAUUACGAAGACGAACUGGAGCAGAUAGGGGAACUUCCGGAACCCGGAUCGGGGGAGCAUUUGUUCAUGCUGCUCCACACCACUUAUGAUCGAUUAGCUGAGAGGUUGAAGGCGGCGGCUUUGGAGCUGAAGAAAACUGUGGUUGCUGAGACUUGGGAUUCGCUUCAGGGCCAAAUUUUUGGCGAUUUCUCCCUCUAUUCUGGAGCUCUUGGGACUGCAUUUUUGCUGUGGAAGUCAUUUCGUGUCACCGGCGACGAAGACGACCUGCGUUUCUCCUCCGACAUCAUCAAGGCUUGUGACUCUGCUUCUCUCGAUUCCAGGGAUGUUUCAUUCAUUUACGGGAGAGCCGGUGUUUGUGCUCUUGGUGCAGUGGUUGCAAAAAGCAUGAAGGAUGAGGAGCUGAUGGAUAACUAUGUCAGUAAAUUCAGAAUGAUUGAACUGCCAGAGGAUGUUCCUGAUGGACUAUUGCAUGGACGAGCUGGAUACUUGUGGGCAUGUCUCUUCAUCAAUAAACAUUUAGGCGAAGAGAUCAUCUUGCUCCAUGAAAUGGCACCUGUUAUUGAGAAAAUCGUCAGUAACGGGCGAAAAUUGGGAAGAAAGGAUGGAAGUCCAUUUAUGUUUGAGUGGAAUGGCAAGAAGUACUUGGGUGCUGCUCACGGAGUGGCAGGAAUCAUGUAUGUUUUGAUGCACUUCCCUUUACCUGAAAAUCAGCGGAAGGAGGUCAAGGAAACUCUUGUUUAUAUGAUAAACAAUCAGCUCCCCAGUGGAAACUAUCCUGCAUGUGAAGAAGAUAAGAGUGAUGUACUGGUGCACUGGUGUCAUGGAGCACCUGGAAUUGCACUUACACUUGCCAAGGCUGCUAAGUUUUUCGGCGAUGAAUUGUUUUUGCAUGCCGCUCGUAAUGCUGCUAAGAAGGUUGUGUGGGUACGUGGGCUUCUUAGGCAUGUCGGGAUUUGUCAUGGAAUCAGUGGAAACACCUACGUCCUCCAAGCUCUCUGUCAGCUUACUGGAAGUCCUGGGUUUCGUUUUAAGGCAAAAUCGUUUACCAGUUUUUUGCUUGACAGAGGUCAGGAGCGUCUGUCGGAAGGGAAGAUGUGUGGAGGAGAUCAUCCGUACUCGCUGUUUGAAGGAAUUGGGGGGAUGGCUUCUCUUUUCCUGGACAUGAUUGAACCGUCUAAUGCUAAGUUUCCAGCUUACGAACUUUAA
Messenger RNA from Oldenlandia corymbosa var. corymbosa, 1260 nucleotides. The record is from the annotation of a GenBank genome assembly. NCBI's taxonomy places the organism in Eukaryota, Viridiplantae, Streptophyta, Magnoliopsida, Gentianales, Rubiaceae.